Messenger RNA from Erpetoichthys calabaricus (reedfish), 2814 nucleotides. RefSeq names its product leucine rich repeat neuronal 1 (gene lrrn1). The transcript has 2 exons. The coding region runs from base 463 to 2613 and encodes 716 amino acids. The record is from RefSeq and is a predicted model, not a curated record. Gene Ontology annotation, molecular function: protein binding. NCBI's taxonomy places the organism in Eukaryota, Metazoa, Chordata, Cladistia, Polypteriformes, Polypteridae.
CGGAUCAGCUGACGCGUCCGGCCGCACCAGGUGCUCCAGUCGCUCGUCUGUACUGUGGUAGCACAAUGCAGAGAGGAGGUGCGGUGUUAUCGGCAAGAGUGAGGCAGUCGCGGCGGGACGCGUAGGACACACGCCUUGUGGAUACAACGGCAGCCAAAGCAAGAAGGGGUGGCGAUCUUUUUGGUUACUUGUCUUCAGUGUGGCUGGACUGGCAUACAGAUCGAUCCGUGCGUGCGCCCGCCCGCCCGACGCAAUGUUCAAGAGUGAUGCACCUGGCAAGACGGAUCAGCCCCACGAUAGGUUUGUUCUUGAAGCUUAAAUCAGUGAAGAGAAGCUCCCAGAAGACGUGAGAGGUUCCAUGAGAGACUGCUAAACCGCUUCCGAUCAUUGCUAUCCAAUCGUCUUGGCUUAUUGAACUUUGUAAACCUCCCUCCAGUUGACUGGGAUUUUUGGGACUACGGCAUGGCGGGGGAGAGGUUAUCCUUGGUAAUUUGCCGGCUGCUCCUAGGAUUACUAUUUGCGUCACUCACCGUUUCCUCCGUGCCGAACAGCGAGUGCCCCCAGUUGUGCGUUUGUGAAAUCAGGCCUUGGUUUACUCCACAGUCAACCUACAGGGAGGCCACAACCGUGGACUGCAAUGACUUGCGCCUUACCCGAAUCCCCAGUAACCUUUCGAGUGACACCCAGGUCCUUUUGCUGCAAAGCAAUUACAUUGCAAAGACCACCGAUGAGCUGGAGCAGCUGUUUAAUCUUACCGAGCUGGAUUUAUCUCAGAACAACUUCAGCAACAUAAAGGACGUUGGCUUGACCAACCUGUCCCAGCUUACGACUUUGCACCUUGAGGAGAACCAGAUCAAGGAAAUGCCCGAUCAUUGCUUGCAGGAUCUGACAAACCUUCAGGAGCUCUAUAUCAACCACAACCAAAUCAGCUCCAUCUCUAGUAAUGCUUUCUCUGGCUUGCGAAAUCUUUUGAGGCUUCAUCUCAACUCUAACAAGUUGAAAAUCAUAGACAGUCGCUGGUUUGAAUCCACUCCUAAUCUGGAGAUCCUCAUGAUUGGGGAGAAUCCGGUAAUUGGAAUAUUGGAUAUGAACUUCAAGCCACUAGCCAAUCUAAGGAGCUUAGUUCUGGCAGGAAUGGAUCUAACUGACAUUCCGGGAAGUGCUCUAGUUGGUCUGGAUAACCUAGAAAGCCUUUCCUUUUAUGACAACAAACUAGUAAAGGUCCCCCAGCAUGCUCUGCAAAAUGUUCCAAAUUUGAAAUUCCUGGACCUGAACAAAAAUCCCAUUCAUAAAAUCCAAGAAGGGGAUUUCAGGAAUAUGCUUCACCUGAAGGAGCUUGGCAUUAACAACAUGGUGGAGCUGGUAUCCAUCGAUCGAUAUGCCCUUGAUAAUCUCCCCGAGUUGACCAAAUUGGAGGCCACCAACAACCCUAAACUGUCGUACGUAAACAGGCUGGCGUUUCGUGAUGUUCCUUCGUUAGAAAGCCUCAUGCUUAAUAAUAAUGCACUAAAUGCCCUUUACCAGAAGACUGUGGAGUCCCUUCCAAAUCUCCGCGAGGUCAGUAUCCACAGUAACCCACUUCGAUGUGACUGUGUCAUACAGUGGAUGAAUUCAAACAGGACAAACAUUCGGUUCAUGGAACCUCUAUCCAUGUUCUGUGCCAUGCCCCCCGAAUACAGGGGACAAAAUGUUAAAGAAGUUCUAAUGCACGACUCGACCGAGCAGUGUCUUCCAAUGAUUUCUCAUGACACUUUUCCUAAUCAUCUAAACUUGGACAUAGGCAUGACGGUCAGUCUGGAUUGUCGCGCCAUGGCUGAGCCAGAGCCAGAAAUCUACUGGGUGACACCCCUGGGAAAUAAAAUAACGGUGGACACAUUAUCAAACAAAUACCGGCUCAGCAGUGAAGGCACAUUGGAAAUCUCCCGCAUUCAGGUAGAAGACUCUGGCCGGUACACCUGCGUAGCUCAAAACUCGGAAGGAGCAGAUACCCGAGUGUCGACCAUUCGCGUCAAUGGCACCCUGGUUGAUGGCACUCAGGUGAUGAAAAUCUACGUCAAACAGACUGAGUCGCAUUCCAUCCUAGUGUCCUGGAAGGUUAACUCCAAUGUGAUGACCUCCAAUCUGAAGUGGUCAUCUGCGACGAUGAAGAUCGAUAAUCCCCACAUUACCUAUACCGCCAGGGUGCCGGUGGAUGUCCAUGAGUACAAUUUAACACACCUCCAGCCAUCCACCGAGUACGAAGUCUGCCUCACCGUGUCGAACAUCCACCAGCAAACGCAGAAGUCCUGCGUGAAUGUAACCACCAAGAACGCUGCCUUCGCCCUGGAUAUUUCAGAUCAGGGAACGAGCACAGCUCUGGCAGCAGUCAUGGGGACGAUGUUCGCCAUUAUCAGCUUUGCUUCGUUUGCGGUCUACAUCGCUAAAAGGCUCAAGAGGAAGAACUAUCAUCACUCGUUGAAGAAGUACAUGCAGAAAACGUCCUCCAUUCCCCUCAACGAGCUUUAUCCACCGCUCAUCAACCUGUGGGAAGGAGACAGCGAGAAGGACAAGGACGGAUCCUCGGAGACCAAGCCCUCUCAGGUGGACACGACGAGAAGCUACUACAUGUGGUGAACCUCAGAGGACUUUGUUUGCUCCCCAUCCUCUCUCCUCCUUUUGGUCUCUCUCUCUUUCUCUCUCUUUCUCUUUCUCUUAUUUUUCGCUUCUCGUUCCAGGAAGCACAGAGACACUCUUUUUGCUUUAUUGUGCAAAAGUAAGAAGCUGACCGUUUUUGGUUUUUUUCUUCUUCUUUUUUUGUACUUUCAGCUUUGCUCG